CCAUUAUUAAGGAGAGCUGGUCAAUGAUUGGCCCAAAAGCAGUUUCCACACAUUAUCGAACAUGGCUUCAUCGGCAGCACUGAAGUCAAGUAAAAAAGAGCUUCGUUCAUCGAUCAAAAAGCUUCUAUCGACAGUUACAGAUGAUUCCGUGCAGACUCAAAGUAAGUAUUCUAGGUGGCACUCAGAUAUUACUUCCACAUUUAUAUACUACCAGUUCAUUAAUGUACUUAGGUACGGCUGUCUUUCACAGACUCAUCAAUUUUAAACCAUAUCAACGGGCCAAACGAAUAGCGGUAUAUCUUGCUAUGCCGACUGGGGAAUUACAAACUGAUGCAAUUGUACGUCACGCCUUGGAAUCUGGCAAGCAGGUCUUCGUACCUUACCUACAUAAAUCUAUGUCCCUGUCACCUGAUACACCCCGUUCUGUAAUGGAUAUGGUGGACCUUCGUAGCCUUGCAGAUUUUGAAGCCCUGGAAAGAGAUAGUUGGGGGAUACCCACAAUCCCUGCAGAGACUGUAGGUGAAAGAGAAAGUAUAUUGGAGACUGUUUCGAGCAAAGGUGGCUUGGAAAUGAUACUCUUGCCUGGGGUAGCCUUUGACAUUGAUCCUAAAACCAAUUUUAUAAGACGCCUUGGUCAUGGAAAAGGGUUCUACGACUACUUCUUGCAUCGAUACAGGCAGCAGUCAGGUUCACAAAUUCCCGAUCCAGCGAAUCCAGGAACAAAUGUAUUACUCUAUGGUUUGGCUCUUCAGGAGCAAUUCUUGAAGCCUGGAGCAGAAAAAUCAGUGCCAGUGGGAGAGCAUGAUAGCCUCCUCCACGGACUUUUCUUGGGAGAUAGUGAAAUUAAAGAUGGUCUUGUUUCCAGAGAAUAGAUCCACCUCAAAAUAAACAACUCGAUAUGAAGCCAGAUGACCGAAGAACUUCCCUUAGAACUCAUCUU
Messenger RNA from Sclerotinia trifoliorum, 940 nucleotides. Lineage: Eukaryota; Fungi; Ascomycota; Leotiomycetes; Helotiales; Sclerotiniaceae. The record is from the annotation of a GenBank genome assembly.